GAAUGCAUGAGACAGGAUCCAAUUAUUGAAUGAGUCCAUGUAUCGCAGAAUAGUGUACACGCACAGGACAAACGUUUCCGUUUCUGAUCUGAGGACGUGGAUUACAUCUCAUCUAUCUCGAGAUUAGCCCCUGGCUGUUCAGUGGUGUCGGUCUCUACCUCAUCCGAUUCAACCUCGUUUGGCAACGUAAAUAGUAGACUUCUUUUCCACAAAUACAAACCAACGCGUAUAGUUUAUAUACAACUGUUCUUUAAUUCUGGAUCUAUCCAUAAACCAUGCAUUCGAUUGAGCGGACUGAACAGUGGUUUGGCUAUAGCCUACUAUGCCCUAUUAAUUGCGUGCUGAAGUGAUGAUGACGGCCUGUCCCCCGUUUUAUGUUUAUUUCUUCCGCAAGACGAACGAGAACCUCUGCCAUCAGUGGAAAUGGAGAUAUUUUUUUGAAAUUUGUGCCCAUUAAACGGAUCCUUUUAAAAUGGUGUGUGCGAACACUGCUAUCAGCAGAAAAUGGAACUACGAACAUGGGUGUAUUUCAUAUUCGAAACGGACACUUGUGAGAUGAAGGAUUACAAGAAAAGCAAUGUAAAACGGUGACUUCAUUUUUCGAUGGAUAUCAAUUGCUUUUGUUAAUCAGGCUAUGCUUUAAACCCAGGAGAAUAAUUAGUUAUAUUCUGAAUAGGUUAAAACGCAGAUUCUGUUUAACCUGAGGUAUUUUUGACUUAAAACGUGCAUCAUGUACAUUUUUUUGCAGGGCAAUUUUGAUCAAUCAUUGAUACUUCGACGAGAGGAAGCAGGACAACUUGAUGUGUGAAUAUAGAAUCAACGCGGCUUUGACAAUAGCCUGGUUGCAUAGAUGGCAAAUACAAGCGAGUUUGGGGAAAGCAAUCCUUCACUACAGAAUUAUGCUAUCACCGCCUCUGCGGUGAAACUGGCCUCGCUCGGUCUGAUCAUUUGCAUGAGCCUUGUAGGGAAUGUGGCGCUGUCCCUGCUGGUGCUGAAAGACAGCUCCCUUCAAAAGGCUCCGUAUUAUUUUCUACUUGAUCUGUGCUUGGCAGAUAUAAUACGGUCUACCGUGUGUUUGCCCUUUGUGAUGAUAUCAAUCAAUAACGGUUCCACCUGGACAUACAGCAUUAUAAGUUGUAAGAUUAUUGCUUUCAUGUCAGUCCUAUUUUGUUUCCAUGUAGCGUUUCUGCUCUUCUGCGUCAGUGUCACCAGAUACAUGGCGAUAGCACACCACAGGUUUUAUUCCAAACGAAUGACAUUAUGGACAUGUGUGGCAGUGAUUUGUAUGGUCUGGACCCUCUCUGUCGCUAUGGCUUUCCCCCCUGUAUUCGACGUUGGCACCUACAAAUUCAUCCAUGAGGAGGAACAAUGCAUUUUCGAGCACCGAUACGUGAAAGCAAACGAUACCCUGGGCUUCAUGUUGAUGCUGGCUGUCAUCGUGGGAACAACACACGUUGUUUACAUAAAGAUGCUGUGUUUCGUUUAUGACCACCGCAAGAUGAAACCCGCUCAGCUGGUCCCAGCUAUAAGCCAAAACUGGACUUUCCACGGGCCAGGUGCAACUGGGCAGGCAGCUGCCAAUUGGAUUGCAGGAUUUGGACGUGGCCCCACCCCACCAACAUUAGUGGGCAUCAGGCAAGCCUCGCAUAAUGGAAACAGGCGGCUGCUUGUCUUGGAUGAAUUUAAAAUGGAGAAACGCAUAGGGAAAAUGUAUUACAUGAUAACUCUGGCGUUUCUUCUCUUCUGGGCCCCGUACAUAGUUGCUUGCUACCUUCGAGUUUUUGUCAAGGGAGGCACCAUUCCACAGGUCUACCUGACAGCGGCGGUGUGGAUGACGUUCAUUCAGGCGGGGGCGAAUCCCAUUAUUUGUUUCAUAUUCAACAAGGAGCUGAGGAUCCGUCUCAGAGCUUGUUUCCCGUGUUGUCUCAGCACACAGACGCCUAUGUCUAUGGAGCCUUACUGUGUCAUCUGAUAGGUUCAACUGUUGUUUUAGACAAGGGAAAACAAACAGAACUGUCAUGUUGGUAUUAAAGCCUAUAGGUGAUAUUUCUCAGUCGCUCUGCUUGCCCAAUUUUUCCACAUAUGUUGAAGGCCACAUUUUGUGAUUUGCACAUACAGAAAGUGUAUAAAGUUGCCAAUCUUGAUUUCAAAUACUAAUAAUUUAGCAUAUUUUAUGAAUCUCAUUAGUAUUUUCUUUGAGUUAUAGCCUAGGCCUAUGUCAACCCUGUGAGAAAGACAUAUGACGUGUGUAAUAUUCUGUAAAGCUAUUUUGUCGCUUUAUUCUGAACAAACCAAAAAAAAAUGACUUUGUAUCUUUCAGAAAAUCGUAGAAUUAUUUGUGUGGAGAAAGUGUUAACUCACUUUUACAGUCAUUUGCAAAUACAUGUUCUUCCUGGAUGUUGACAUAAUCUGGUGAUACAAAUGCAUCCCUUGUACAUUCCCGGUAAAAUAGACAAAUCAUUUGUGUUUCUAUGGACAAUGACCAUGGGACUCUAAAAGAAGAAAAGUGUCAGUGCUGCAGAGAGGUGUUUGCAUUGUUUGGACUUCUGAGUA
Oncorhynchus keta (chum salmon) is the source of this 2553-nucleotide messenger RNA. Its product is annotated as probable G-protein coupled receptor 173. The transcript has a single exon. The coding region runs from base 851 to 1972 and encodes 373 amino acids. Lineage: Eukaryota; Metazoa; Chordata; Actinopteri; Salmoniformes; Salmonidae. Gene Ontology annotation, cellular component: plasma membrane. Gene Ontology annotation, biological process: G protein-coupled receptor signaling pathway. The record is from RefSeq and is a predicted model, not a curated record. Gene Ontology annotation, molecular function: G protein-coupled receptor activity.